ACCAUUUAUGGGGAAGUGAGUUCUGAGCUGCUCUCCCUCUCUCUCUCUCAGCGGCUUAUUUUGAGCUUUCUCUGCUGAACAAUCUGACACUGAGCUGAUCUCUCCUCUCCUCGGCAGUUCAAAGCCAUCAACGGCGAUCAUGCCCUGGUCCUCUCCCCUCCGAUGCCCCUAUCACUCCCGCGGAGACCGCCGACCUUCCACCGACGCCGUCAAGCUCAGCUGCCGCUCCGCCUCGACGCUGGCUGCCUGAUCGACAUGCUCAGCGAAUCCCCUCCCUCCUGCCUCCGCCGAAACCUCCUCCUCUCCUUGCUCUCGCUUCUCCUUCUGGUUUCGGUCUACUGCCUGCUCCUCCUCGGCGCGGAUGAUCGCUCUCCCCUGUCUCUUGGCCGCUCCUCUCUCUACUGGAACUCCGCUGCUGGUUUCCCCUCCGUGUUCCUCCCAUCUCCGGUCGUCAAUCUCUCUCAUGUUUCAGAGGAGUACAAGCUUGAAAAAGUUCUGAAAGCUGCUGCCAUGAAAGAUGGAACUGUUAUUUUAACAACUUUAAAUGAAGCAUGGGCAGUUCCUGGUUCUAUCUUUGAUCUGUUCCUUGAGAGCUUUAGAAUUGGAGAUGAUACUCGUAGGCUUUUGAAACAUUUGGUGGUCAUUGCCUUGGACAUGAAGGCUUUUCAAAGAUGUCUCGCAGUACAUUCCCAUUGCUUUGCCCUUGUCACUGAAGGAGUUGAUUUUUCGUCGGAGGCAUAUUUUAUGACUGCUGACUAUCUGAAGAUGAUGUGGAGAAGGAUUGACUUCCUAAGCACUGUUCUUGAUAUGGAGUACAAUUUUGUAUUCACGGAUGCUGAUGUCAUGUGGUUUAGGGAUCCAUUUCCUCAAUUCUUUAUAGAUGUAGAUUUUCAGAUUGCAUGUGAUCAUUACACAGGCGAUUCUGAAGAUAUGGAGAACAGACCCAAUGGGGGAUUCAAUUAUGUACAGUCCAAUAACCGGUCGAUAGAGUUCUACAAAUUCUGGUAUUCUUCCAGGGAAACCUACCCGGGAUACCAUGAUCAGGAUGUCUUUAACUUCAUAAAGUAUGAUACUUUCGUCACAGAAAUCGGCCUCAAGAUAAGAUUCUUGGACACGGCAUACUUUGGGGGAUUUUGUGAACCCAGCGAGGAUCUAAAUCAAGUUUGUACAAUGCACGCGAACUGUUGUGUUGGCUUGGACAGCAAGAUUCACGAUCUUAGGAUUUUGCUUCAGGAUUGGAAAAGAUAUUCAUCCCUUCCUCCAACUUUAAAGAGGUCAUUGAUUACAUCCUGGAGGGUUCCACAAAACUGCAGCCUAGAUUCACUCCGUCAGUAUGAUGUGCCUAUGAAUAAUACCCAAUAAAGAUACAGGAUUUUACGCGAUCGGAUUGUAGUGUGCACCUCUUAAUAUCUAAGAGUAGCAGCGACCUGAGAAAAGUUGCAAGCUUGGAGUCCCAGAAGUUUUACUCUUUGCCCGGAAGCAGCUCUAUGCAGGUCUGCUUGCAGAACACUGCCCUCCGCUAACUUUUCUUCUGGAAGUUUUUUCUCUCUCUGGAAACUGCAAACAAGAGCAGUUACAGGAGCAGUUACGUACUUAACACAGCGUUCGUUGGAUCCAUUCAUGUAAUAUGAGUUUAUCAACCUGUACAAUACUAUAUACUAGCCUAGGAAUUGUUGUUCCUUUAUGUUAGAAUACGAACGGACAAAUGUGAUAAGACAACGUGAAUAACCAGUCUUGUAUGGCCCAAGUUGCUUUGAGUUGAUUUCAAUAGUCAAUAUAGCUGUAUGUGCCUACAGUUAUCAUACCGAACCGGACAUUAUAUGGGGA
Punica granatum (pomegranate) is the source of this 1827-nucleotide messenger RNA. The record is from RefSeq and is a predicted model, not a curated record. Lineage: Eukaryota; Viridiplantae; Streptophyta; Magnoliopsida; Myrtales; Lythraceae.